Molecule: messenger RNA, 821 nt
Organism: Drosophila subobscura
Lineage: Eukaryota; Metazoa; Arthropoda; Insecta; Diptera; Drosophilidae
Exons: 2
Coding region: 285-806 (173 amino acids)
Source: RefSeq, a predicted model, not a curated record
ACACCUAUACACCACCUCACACAUACUUACACCCACUGACAGACAGUCAGAUAGAUAGACAGACAGACGCAUGGAAACUUUGAACCGAAAAACUUGCCGCAAAAACUUUUUAAGUAAACGCGCAGCCAAAAAGCAGCCAGAAGCCACAGAGUUUCGGGGAGUAAAGGGCCAACUCAAGGAAAUCAAAAAACGGAAGCCUGAUCCCAAAAAUAAAUCAAAAGUAGAAGGAAGGCUCAAGACAUGUUUCUGUCUGUCUAGAAAAUUUUCAAAAUUAUUUCCCAACAAUGCCAAAUAAACGAAAAGUCACCAGAAGCAAGUCCCGAAGCUCGUCUGUCUUCCGCCGUCUCAAGAAACCCAAACCAGUAUGUCUUCGCAGUUUGGGUGAUCUGAACGGGUCGGCAUCCGCUCUGGAUGCAGCAGCAAAUUGGGCAACGGAAAAUUUGAAGAAGAAGGAGAAUUCAAAGGAGAAUUUGAUGCAGAAGGAGAAAUCGAAAUCCCCAUCAGUUCACGACUUUCUGCCAGACGAUAUUGAGGCGUUACAGUCAGAGAGCAAAAAGAAGAUUCGAAAUCGUGUGGCCAACGCCAUGAGGCUCCUAAACUUCAUCGAGGGCGGCUGCGAAGACAGCGACAGCGAGGACCCCACACCUGUUACCCUCUCACAGAUGCAUGCCCGAGCUCGUAGUCGCAGUGCCCACAGGCGCCCUGCUGCCAUGAGCCAGAGGAAUAAUGAUGUUUGCAGCAAUUGUCUCAUCCGCUGCCGCAGCCGCGGUCAUCGUCGUAACAUUCAAAAGGGUGCCAAAAAGUAAAAGUUUUGAACUGAA